AUGUCUUCCUUGGCCACCAUGGACCUCCGCAUAGGAAACAAGUACCGGCUGGGCAGAAAAAUCGGAAGUGGUAGUUUUGGAGAUAUUUAUCUUGGGACUAACAUUAUCUCGGGCGAAGAAGUUGCUAUCAAGCUCGAGUCUGUGCGUGCUAAGCACCCUCAGCUUGAAUAUGAAGCCAGAGUAUACAAAAUUCUUGCCGGAGGUGUUGGUAUUCCGUUUAUUCGUUGGUACGGAACCGAGUGCGACUACAACGCGAUGGUGAUGGACUUGCUUGGUCCCAGUUUGGAGGAUCUCUUCAACUUUUGCAAUCGCAAGUUUUCGCUCAAGACGGUCUUGCUUCUCGCUGAUCAAUUGCUCGCUCGGAUUGAGUUUAUUCAUGCAAAGUCGUUUAUUCACCGCGACAUCAAGCCCGACAAUUUCUUGAUGGGAAUUGGCAAGCGGGGUAAUCAGGUCAAUGUGAUUGACUUUGGAUUGGCAAAGAAGUUUAGAGACCCGAGAUCGCACAUGCAUAUUCCGUACCGGGAGAACAAGAACUUGACUGGUACUGCGCGCUAUGCGAGUGUGAACACGCAUCUUGGUGUUGAACAGUCUCGUCGUGACGAUCUUGAGUCGCUUGGCUAUGUAUUGAUGUAUUUCUGCCGUGGAUCUUUGCCGUGGCAGGGAUUGAAGGCUGCGACAAAGAAGCAGAAGUACGAUCGCAUUAUGGAGCGGAAGAUGUCUACGCCGACGGAGAUCUUGUGCCGUGGAUUCCCGCCGGAGUUUUCGCUCUAUCUUAACUACUCCCGUUCGCUCCGGUUCGACGACCGACCGGACUACACGUAUCUCCGAAAACUGUUUAGAGAUUUGUUUGUGCGGGACGGAUUCCAGUACGAUUAUGUGUUUGACUGGACGAUGUUCAAGUACAGCCAGGCUCAGGUCCAGAACGCGGGCCAGAGCCAGAACGCGGGUGCUUUACCGGAAGCGCAGGCUGAUGACAAGCAGGAGCAGCAGGAGAAGGAGAUGCGUGUUGCGCGAGCGACGGCUGCUGUUGGCGGGGGAUCGUCGACUAACCCGUCGGCUGUUGCGCAGGCCUCGAUGAUGACGGGCAGUGGCUCGCGACCGGCUGGCCAGUCGACUCCCAGCCGCCGCAAGGUUGCUGAUUGGCAGGCCGCUCGUGAUGCGGUUGAUCCUGUUGCGGCAGAUAUUGCUCGUCUUCAGCAGCAGCAGCAGCAACAGCAGCAGCAAUACGCGCCUGUUCCGCAGGCCAUGCCGCAGCAGAUGCAGUACCGUAAGGACGACAAUACGCAGGGAGGAUCGGCGAAUAUCCCGCAGCAGUGGUACUAA
Messenger RNA from Myxozyma melibiosi, 1323 nucleotides. Its product is annotated as kinase-like domain-containing protein. Gene Ontology annotation, molecular function: ATP binding; protein serine/threonine kinase activity. The coding region runs from base 1 to 1323 and encodes 440 amino acids. The record is from RefSeq and is a predicted model, not a curated record. Gene Ontology annotation, biological process: peptidyl-serine phosphorylation; endocytosis; signal transduction. Gene Ontology annotation, cellular component: cytoplasm; nucleus. NCBI's taxonomy places the organism in Eukaryota, Fungi, Ascomycota, Lipomycetes, Lipomycetales, Lipomycetaceae. The transcript has 6 exons.